This is a messenger RNA of Acanthaster planci (crown-of-thorns starfish), 3877 nucleotides long. It is a transcript of the gene ccz1b, whose product is annotated as CCZ1 homolog B, vacuolar protein trafficking and biogenesis associated. Gene Ontology annotation, cellular component: Mon1-Ccz1 complex; intracellular membrane-bounded organelle. Lineage: Eukaryota; Metazoa; Echinodermata; Asteroidea; Valvatida; Acanthasteridae. The record is from RefSeq and is a predicted model, not a curated record. Gene Ontology annotation, biological process: vesicle-mediated transport.
GUUUCCAUACAUUACCCUGUACAUCGAUCGUACGUGAGGGUCAACAUGCUACAUGUAUGAACUAGCAGAAAUUGAUGGAGACUCCGUGUUCGAAUUUUGCCCGAAAUACUGCUGAUGCAUUUAGGAUUUCCAACCUUGGAAAGUUUUCUCACAGACGCCAUGACGUCCGCUCCAAGGAGUUGUGUAUUGCUUCAACAGUUCUUCAUUUAUAACCCAACACUCGGUCCGAGAGAGGGUGAGGAAGAAAAGAAGAUUCUCUUUUAUCAUCCGAGGAAUACAACCAUCGAUAAUCAAAUAAAAAAUGUAGGCCUGAGUGAAGCUGUCAUCAAAUUUACAGAAACCUUUUCAACAGAGCAACCAUGCGAAUCUAUGCACACACAGAAGACCAGACAUCUUUACCUACAACCCGAGAAGGAUUUCUCCAUUGUAAUGGUUAUAACUGUGCCUUUCAGUGACAAGACAAAAGAUGGCAAGACAUAUCAUGAAUACCAUGAAGAAGACAUUCAAGAUUCAGUCUAUUCGGCCGUCCUCAAGCACGCCUACAAGCUCUUCAAGCUCUUUAUGGGGUCUUUCACGUCCAUCAUGGAGAACAACGGAAUUGACCAACUCAAGCACAGAUUGGAACACUUCUACAGUCGGUACCUGCUGAACUUGAGGUUGAGCCACAGUGACAUCCUGGAGAUCCACCACGGCAUCCUGUUCCUCCCGCUGGACAAGAACACCUACCUAAGAAUACAAUGUUUCAUCAACCUCAUCGAGGCAUCGUUUAGUCAAAUAAAGUACACAGCAUUCCUGUACAACAAUCAACUUGUUUGGAGUGGUCUUGAGCAGGACGACAUGAGGAUUUUGUACAAAUACCUUACCACAAAUUUAUUCCCCUCUUCCUUAGACACUGAGCUGAAAGAAACGACAAUAAAGUCCAACCAGACGUUAGGUAGCACUCAUUAUGGCAAAUUUGUGACAGGACCAACCGAUCCACACAACCAGCAGUCUUCCAGUCAAAUCCGACCGCCAAAGAUCUUUGUCAAUAACGGAUGUCACAUAGAAGAGCUGCACCUUGUGGUGUAUAGGGCCCUCAGUGCAACAGUGUGUCUGAUGGUUGAUGGGUCAACUGUACCACCAUUGGACUGGUAUAAGAAUAUCGACAGUUUCAUCGGUCCUCAAUUAAGUAGUCUUGCAUCGGACAUUGGUGAACAGUACGCAAAUAGGAAAGGAAGCAGUGGUUCCAGUCCAGAUUUCAAGUUUGUCUACUUUAAUCAGAUGAACUUGGCCCAGAAGACAACUGUGCACAAUCGGAAGACCGCCAGCGCCACGAUAAGUCCUGAAAUGGUUCGACUCAUCAGCGAUAUCAAUGCAGAUUUUACAAGAUUUGAGGAGGAUGGGGAGACGUUAAUGAAGACAAUGUCAGACUGUUGGGUCGUGGGCAAGAAAUCCGACCAGCGAGAAUUCUACGUGGUUAUUAAUCAGAAGAGCGCAACCCUGACAGAAAUCAAUGAGGAAGUCAAGAGAUUGUGUGCCGCACAUUUCACCAACAUCUUCUUCCUUGACUGAUGAGAAGGUAGCACUUCUUAAGAGGCCUUGUUACUAACCGACCACACCCAGCAAUACAACUAUCUGCUCUGAGCAGAUCAAAAGAGGGGGUGGUUUUUUUGGUACUCAAGUGUAUGCGCGUUUGACACGGAACACGCUUAGUACGCAGAACUAAUUUAUUCCGGCAUGUACGAUCUUUGCGUACACGCAGAACCCGCGCAAGAACCCGCUUGUAACCACCUGUCUUUCUUUUCGCCGAUUGGGGGUGUACUUCACUCGGAGCGGAUAGAUAGCGUCAUUUGCCAAGCAAAAUUGCUGGUAGUCACACAAAGACAGUCAUUUGCAUCAAGAUGGACUAUUGAUUGGGCUUAUCCUAUCUAACUGUGAGUGCCAAAACAGGUUUUUUUUUUCAAUAUGCCAGAAGAAUCAAUUUCACACUCUUAGAGGCCCUCUAGCCAAUCAUCAUUUUCCCUUGAUCAGCUAUUUCUGCACUGAACAUUAUCCGUCACACCACACAAACCACACCCAUUUUAGCAUAUAUUGCACACUAGAUGAUAUCAUUUUUUUUUGCCACUAAUUAAGCAUACAAGUUUUUAUCCAGGAUUUUACGCACUGAUUUAAGUUUACAUGAGGUGCACAGUGUAACAAAGUUGAUCUGAGCACUGAUACGGAUUUCCGUAUGUUGCAACAGGGUUUGGCAACACGAGCUGUCUCCUCUUGAUGAAUGGUGUUUGUUAUUUUUUGGAGAGCAUGGUAUUUGUACUUUUUAAUAGCAAAGCAACAUCAGAAAUUAGUCUGCACCCACAAUCGUUGCACAUGUAUGUCCGGGCCCCGAGUUGUGCUGAAGAGUGGAUUGCCACACCAAAGGGAGUAUUUCUACUGCUCACAGCUUCCACCAAGCUGUGAAACUGCUCAACGGCAUCCCUUCAGCAGGUGCUUACUGUUAUUAUGGAACUAAUACACUGGUCGGGCUGAACAAGAUUAUUCCCAGAAGCCCAAUCAAAUUGGGCUGAGUUGAAAAUCUGCCUUAACAUCGGUCAAGUUUUUCUCCUCAUCACUCUUUCACGUGGAAUGAAAAGCGUAUCGAUGUAGUUAAUUUGAUUGUUACCGUAAAUACUGUACUUCUGUGUGUAUGUGUAUACUGUAUAUAGAAUGUUUUUAUACACAUCGUAAAAUCAAGAGUGGGAAAUGCAACUACAUACGUAGGUGCACUGAACUAUUUCAGGAUCUCCUGUGUUAAAUAUGGGAACUCCAUCCUGUGGCAUUAAAAAGUUGUUCUGAAUUUUUUUUUUUUACAAUCAGGGAUCUGUUGCUAAGGUGCAUGUAGUAACGAUAUCCAUUUCCGAGAUGAAAUUGCAAACUAAAAAAAAAUGUCAGAAAGUUACUUGUUGAAUUUCUUUCCUCUCAAUAAUGAAGUUCAAAUUAUGAACAAUUUUUCUCUCCCUGUUUAUUUUUCAUUUGCCACCUGGAUUACCUAAAGCAGGUCUUACUUUGCAAGGUCCAUCAAAUUCCAGACUCAAGCCUCGAAUUUUAACAUUUCAAGAGAACCGCACACGUCCUUUACAAUAAGAAAAGUAAUUAAUUCAGAUUCCCAGUAAAGAGUAGCUUGUCAAAUUUUAUUGGCAUUAUCCUCCUGAAUGUCAGUCCACACAGGAAGCAAAUAUCAUCUUAAGAACAGUCUUUGCUAUUGGCAUUUCAUCGAAAAUCUUGAUUGAUGACAGCAGCAUGAAGUUGGCCUUACGAAACAUCAAAGAUAGCUUCUCUUUUUGUCCGUGGGCUCGUUUCAAACUGCCAGUGAUCGGUGCUCAUUUCUGAGUACACUACACAGACCCCUUUGGCUCAGCCAUUUGUCAGUGGAUAUACAAACUAACAGAUGGGGUUGUUGACAUAACUAAGACACCAUUUGAGAUGGAUUCCAUGCAGGAAAGCUACCACAAUAUAUACACCGUACAUUAUAUAGUGGUGCAACUGAAAAAGUAUGUAAGCUAGAAAGUCUGAAGUGCAACGCAUCAUUUAUAAGCACUGACCCCAGUUUCACCUGCCCCUUUCUAAGCCUCCCUCCCCUUACCAAGCCCCACCCUCUACUAAACCCCUUCACUCAUUAAGCCCCUCCCUUUAAUAACAAGCCUCUGCCAGGCCUUGGGCAUUAUAAUUUGUUUUUUUAUUUUUUUUUUAUGGCCGUAAGAAUUGGAAGCUGCAUACUUCAAACUAUCAAUUAAAAAACCCUCAUAGCAAAAUUUCUUUAACUCAGUGACAAAUCACACUGUUUUAAGUACUGGGAUUUUCAGUGUGCAAUACAUUGUUCUAAUUUUAACCCAAUAAAGGUAUACAUGUGAUAAAAACCAAA